AUGUUCCAACCGCAGCGCUCCCUCACGCCGGGCACAGCCAACCGCAGCGCUCCCUCACGCCGGGCACAGCCAACCACAGCGCUCCCUCACGGCAGGCACAGCCAACCGCGGCGCUCCCUCACGCCGGGCACAGCCAACCACAGCGCUCCCUCACGCCGGGCACAGCCAACCGCAGCGCUCCCUCACGCCGGGCACAGCCAACCGCGGCGCUCCCUCACGCCGGGCACAGCCAACCGCGGCGCUCCCUCACGCCGGGCACAGCCAACCGCGGCGCUCCCUCACGCCGGGCACAGCCAACCGCAGCGCUCCCUCACGCCGGGCACAGCCAACCGCAGCGCUCCUUCACGCCGGGCACAGCCAACCGCGCCGCUCCUUCACGCCGGGCACAGCCAACCACAGCUCUCCCUCACGCCGGGCACAGCCAACCACAGCUCUCCCUCACGCCGGGCACAGCCAACCACAGCUCUCCCUCACGCCGGGCACAGUCAACCGCAGCGCUCCCUCGAGCCGGGCACAGUCAACCACAGCUCUCCCUCACGCCGGGCACAGCCAACCACAGCUCUCCCUCACGCCGGGCACAGCCAACCGCAGCGCUCCCUCACGCCGGGCACAGGCAACCACGGCGCUCCCUCACGCCGGGCACAGGCAACCACGGCGCUCCCUCUAUAAUACUAUAAUUGCUGUAUUUCUCCUCUCGCUCGUUCUCUGCCUCUCCUACUGCUCUAACCUGUGUCCCCCGAGUCCUGAGCAGUCCUGAUUAUCUCUCAGUAGACAGAAUACACAGAACGUAUCCAAUCAGCAACCACGAAUAAAACAUUACAGUUUUAUCACCAGAACCAGAGAGCGCUGUUAUUUUCUUAACAGGGAAUUAGCAAACUGAAAUUAAAGAGUUUUAUCUUCUGUUAAAAGUAAAGAACAGCGGGUGGGCGGGGUUUUGGGGUGGAGAGGGAGGAGCAGGGCGGGGGAAGGAGGACGGGGAGUCUGCUCUCCUACAGACCUCUGUACUGCGGGGCUGUGCUUCACUCAGAGCGAUCACUCCUCUGAUACUGCAGCACCGAAAAAUCACCAAAAUAUCACCAUCCAUCUAACAAUCUAUCAAACAGAACAGAUCCAUAAAAUACUGAGAACCACUGCAUCCCUACUGUACACACACACACACAAUACACACACACACACACACUCUAUACACACACACUCUACACACACAAUAUACACACACACAGUAGAGUAGAGCAGAGCAGAGUAUAGUGUAGUGUAGAGUGUAGUGUAGAGCAGAGUAUAGUGUAGAGUAGAGUAUAGUAUAGUGUACAGUAUAGUGUAGUGUAGAGCAGAGUGUAGUGUAGUGUAGAGUGUAGUGUAGAGUAGUGUAGUGUAGAGUGUAGUGUAGAGUAGUGUAGUGUUGUAGUGUAGAGUAUAGUAUAGUGUACAGUAUAGUGUAGUGUAGAGUAUAGUAUAGUGUACAGUACAGUGUAGUGUAGAGCAGAGUGUAGUGUAGAGUAGUAUAGUGUAGAGUGUAGUGUAGUGUGUGGAGUAUAGUGUAGUGUAGUAGAGUGUAGUGUAGAGUAUCGUGUAGAGUGUAGUGUAGUGUGUGUAGUAGAGUGUAGUGUAGUGUAGUAGAGUGUAGUGUACUGUAGAGUAUAGUGUAGAGUGUAGUGUGUGUAGUAGAGUAGAGUGUAGUGUAGUGUAGUAGUGUAGUGUAGAGUAUAGUGUAGAGUGUAGUGUAGUGUGUAGAGUAGAGUGUAGUGUAGAGUGUAGUGUAGUGUGUGUAGUAGAGUGUAGUGUAGUGUAGUAGAGUGUAGUGUAGAGUAUAGUGUAGAGUGUAGUGUAGUAGAGUGUAGUGUAGUGUAGAGUAUAGUGUAGAGUAUAGUGUAGAGUGUAGUGUAGUGUAGUGUAGAGUAUAGUGUAGAGUGUAGUGUAGUGUGUGUAGUAGAGUGAAGUGUAGUGUAGUAGAGUGUAGUGUAGUGUAGAGUAUAGUGUAGAGUGUAGUGUGUAGUGUAGUGUAGAGUGUAGUGUAGAGUAUAGUGUAGAGUGUAGUGUGUGCAGUAGAGUAUAGUGUAGUGUAGUGUAGUAGAGUGUAGUGUAGUGUAGAGUAUAGUGUAGAGUGUAGUGUGUGUAGUAGAGUAGAGUGUAGUGUAGUGUGUGUAGUAGAGUAGUGUAGUGUAGUGUAUAGUGUAGUGUAGAGUAUAGUGUAGAGUAUAGUGUAGAGUAUAGUGUAGAGUGUAGUGUAGUGUGUGUAGUAGAGUGUAGUGUAGUAGAGUGUAGUGUAGUGUAGAGUGUAGUGUAGAGUGUAGUGUAGAGUGUAGUGUAGUGUAGAGUAUAGUGUAGAGUGUAGUGUAGUAGAGUGUAGUGUAGUGUAGAGUAUAGUGUAGAGUGUAGUGUAGUGUGUGUAGUAGAGUAGAGUGUAGUGUAGAGUGUAGUGUAGAGUGUAGUGUAGAGUGUAGUGUAGAGUGUAGUGUAGUGUGUGUAGUAGAGUGUAGUGUAGAGUAUAGUGUAGAGUGUAGUGUAGAGUAUAGUGUAGAGUGUAGUGUGUGUAGUAGAGUAGAGUGUAGUGUAGUGUAGUGUGUGUAGUAGAGUAGAGUGUAGUGUAGUGUAGUGUGUGUAGUAGAGUAGAGUGUAGUGUAGAGUAUAGUGUAGAGUGUAGUGUAGAGUAAAGUGUAGUGUAGUAGAGUGUAGUGUAGAGUAUAGUGUAGAGUGUAGUGUAGUGUGUGUAGUAGAGUAGAGUGUAGUGUAGUGUAUAGUGUAGUGUAGAGUAUAGUGUAGAGUGUAGUGUAGAGUAUAGUGUAGAGUGUAGUGUAGUGUGUGUAGUAGAGUAGAGUGUAGUGUAGUAGAGUAAAGUGUAGUGUAGUAGAGUGUAGUGUAGUGUAGAGUAUAGUGUAGAGUGUAGUGUAGUGUGUGUAGUAGAGUAGAGUGUAGUGUAGUGUAGUGUGUGUAGUAGAGUGUAGUGUAGAGUAUAGUGUAGAGUGUAGUGUGUGUAGUAGAGUAGAGUGUAGUGUAGUGUAGUGUGUGUAGUAGAGUAGAGUGUAGUGUAGUGUAGUGUGUGUAGUAGAGUAGAGUGUAGUGUAGAGUAUAGUGUAGAGUGUAGUGUAGAGUAUAGUGUAGAGUGUAGUGUAGUGUAGUGUAUAGUAUAGUGUAGAGUGUAGUGUAGUAGAGUGUAGUGUAGUGUAGAGUAUAGUGUAGAGUAGAGUGUAGUGUAGUGUAGUAGAGUGUAGUGUAGUGUAGAGUAUAGUAUAGUGUAGAGUGUAGUGUAGUGUAUA
Astyanax mexicanus (Mexican tetra) is the source of this 3254-nucleotide messenger RNA. RefSeq lists its product as uncharacterized. The transcript has 3 exons. The coding region runs from base 1 to 669 and encodes 222 amino acids. NCBI's taxonomy places the organism in Eukaryota, Metazoa, Chordata, Actinopteri, Characiformes, Acestrorhamphidae. The record is from RefSeq and is a predicted model, not a curated record.